Messenger RNA from Bradysia coprophila, 2380 nucleotides. It is a transcript of the gene Ku80, whose product is annotated as X-ray repair cross-complementing protein 5 Ku80. Gene Ontology annotation, biological process: double-strand break repair via nonhomologous end joining; DNA recombination; telomere maintenance. Gene Ontology annotation, cellular component: nucleus; Ku70:Ku80 complex. NCBI's taxonomy places the organism in Eukaryota, Metazoa, Arthropoda, Insecta, Diptera, Sciaridae. The record is from RefSeq and is a predicted model, not a curated record. Gene Ontology annotation, molecular function: damaged DNA binding; telomeric repeat DNA binding; double-stranded DNA binding.
AAACAUUUUUCGGCAGCUCUUAUUAUGAUGCAACUAACGUCAAAUGGUUUUGGCGCUCUCUCGAAUUUUGUUUACAUUUUAUUGUGAAAUAAUAAUGUUCGUGCGCUGUUGAUUGUAUAUAUCAUCUGGAAAACAUAUUUUUGAAUUUGUAACAAAAUAAGCAAUGGCCACAACAAAGGAAGCAACUGUCAUUCUAUUCGAUGUUGGAAAACCAACCGGAGAAUCCGUUCGACCGGGACAGCCAACUUUUUUCGAGCAAGCCAAGGAGUGUCUGGCUAAAAUUCUACAAAGAAAGAUUUUCACUACGCCGAAAGAUGAAAUCGGCUUAAUUCUCAUCGGAACUGAUGACACGAACAAUGUUCUCAAUGACAGCGAAGACACCCUCGGAGACUAUGAACACAUCAGCGUUGCAUUCGAUUUGGAAAUGACAAAUUGGCAAAUGCUAAAAAUCCUUGAGCGAGAAAUUGUUGGACCAAGCAACAGUGAAGGUGAUUGGCUGAGUGCGCUGAUCGUUGCAAUGGACUUUCUGAAGGGACAAAUGCUUGGCAAGAAAUUCAAAAGCUCCAAGAUCAUUUUGAUGUCGCCGUUCGCGUCGAUCGUGAAUACAGAGAACAUUGAUAUUGUGAUGGAAGGUCUCCGGAAAAUAGAAACGGAAAUUGUUGUGAUCACCUGCAACGUGGAAUAUUAUUCCAAUCCAGACAAACUAGACGAAAAUGACGAAAUGGUCAUAUUCAGCCAAACAGGUAACAAGUCCAAGCAUCAGAAGGCUGGCGAAAAAUUGGCCUUUGAUCUGAUUCAACAAACGGAUGGAAUUCUAUGUUCGUUCGAAGAGGCAAUGGUCCAGUUGGUGUAUUACGAGAAACAGAAUCAGAAGUCAAUGCCAUGGAACUGUGAAUUACAGAUCGGAUCGAAGUUGGAGAUCAAAACGUCGGUUUAUGUUUAUACGAAGGACGUAUCGAGCAUGAUAUCGUGGAAGACUGAAAGUGUCGAUGGUCCGUGUAAAAUGGAAACCGAAUAUUUCGUACAAAACAUUGAAUUGAAACCGGUUGAAAAGGAAGAAUUGAUCAGAGGUCAUAUGUACGGUACCACACCGGUACCCUUCGAUCAGUCGCUGGGAUUGAAAUUCGAUGCUGGGCCCAAAAACUUUCGCUGCAUCGGCUUCACCAAUCGCAACAACAUACACGAUCAGCAUUUAUGCGGUACGGGCGUCUGGCUGGUAAAGGCACAGAAAGACGCAGCUGCAUCGGAGAAAUUAUUUGUUGCACUGGUGAAUGUCAUGAAAUCGUCGGAAUUGGCGUUGGUGGCUCGUUACGUCUAUCGCAGUGGAUUGAAAGCGAAAAUAAUGGUAUUGGUACCGCAUCCGGACACCGAGAAAAAUCAGUACAAGAAAAAUGCCAGCCUGCUGAUGAUGGAAGUGCAUUUUGCUGACGAUCAAGUAAAAAUGGAAUUUCCGCCACUGCGUACGACAAAGGAUACUCCAAGUCAGGAGCAGUACGACGCUGUUGAAGGUUUGAUAGAUUCAAUGGAUUUGAUGGAUGCGUAUGAUGGUGACGGAGACUGUAAUGAGGCUUUCGCGCACAAAAAACUUUUGAAUCCGACCAUUCAGUAUACUUACAGAGCGUUGGCUCACAGAGCAUUGCAUCCAACUCAACCCGUUCCGUUACCAGAUCAGGAUCUAAUGGACCUACUGGACAUACCUGAGAAGAUAAAACAAAAUUCCAGCGAACACGUUGCCAAAGUGAAGGAACUCUUCCCCCUGGAACCGAUUGUGAAGCCGACCAAAAAGUUACUGUUCCAAAUGUUGCAGCACAACGCGACUGCCGCUGCCAGUGCAGACGAUGUUCAACCGACAGCAGUCGACGAACCACAAUCCACAUUGAUCGAAGUUGGUACGAUCACACCCGACGAAGAUUUCAUGCACCUACUGCUUCGCGGUGAAAAAUUCGCCACCGUAAGCAAUCAAAUGCAAAACGUUCUCCACAAUUUGGUGUUCAAAACGUUGCAACUGCAAACGGAAAAAUUUGGUCGGGCCGUUAUGAUGUAUCGCGAACAGGCGAUUGUGAUGGGUGCAUUCCGGUACAACGAAUGGGUGACGGAAUUUAAGAAAAUUUUGCUCGAAAGAGGUAAAGUGGAUGUGUGGCAGACCAUUUUUGUGAAUGAGAAAUUCGGUUUGAUAUCGGCUAAAGAGACGGAAAUGAGCACCGUUACUGAUGAGGAAGUGGAGGAGUUCUACAAGAACGAAUGUUCAGAUACGAACAAGCCAGCAGAUGACAUGAUGGAUGAUGAUUUGGACGAGUUAUUAGCUAACAUGUAAAUGAUUGGAUGGUGUGGCUGUGUAAUGUUAAUACAAUAAAUCGUUUGGUUAUCAAUUUUUGCUUCA